This is a messenger RNA of Cottoperca gobio, 992 nucleotides long. It is a transcript of the gene cryba1a, whose product is annotated as crystallin, beta A1a. Gene Ontology annotation, molecular function: structural constituent of eye lens. The coding region runs from base 30 to 620 and encodes 196 amino acids. NCBI's taxonomy places the organism in Eukaryota, Metazoa, Chordata, Actinopteri, Perciformes, Bovichtidae. The record is from RefSeq and is a predicted model, not a curated record. The transcript is spliced from 5 exons. Gene Ontology annotation, biological process: visual perception; lens development in camera-type eye.
AGGUAAAUCUGCAUUGAGAAACACAUAGCAUGGCUCUGAAUAAUCCCAACCCUCUGGGACCAUGGAAGAUCACGGUUUACGACCAGGAGAACUUCCAAGGGAAGCGUCUGGAGUUUACCUCCACCUGCCAGAACAUCAUGGAGUGUGGCGUUGACAACAUCCGCUCCCUGAAGGUGGAGUGUGGAGCCUGGGCAGGAUAUGAGCACUCCAGCUUCUGUGGACAGCAGUUUGUGUUGGAGAGAGGCGAGUAUCCUCACUGGGAGUCGUGGAGUGGCAGCAACGCCUACCACAUUGAGAGGAUGAUGUCCUUCCGCCCCAUCUGCUCUGCUUACCACAAAGAGUCCAAGAUGGUGGUGUUCGAGAAGGAGAACUUCAUGGGACGUCAGUGGGAGAUAAACGAUGACUACCCCUCUCUGCAGGCGAUGGGCUGGGGCAACAACGAGAUUGGCUCUAUGCAAGUUCAGAGUGGCUCCUGGGUGUGCUACCAGUUUCCAGGUUACCGUGGUUACCAGUACAUCAUGGAGUGUGAUCGUCAUGGUGGCGAGUACAAACAUUACAGAGAGUGGGGCUCCCAUGCUCAGUCCUUCCAGGUGCAGUCGCUGCGUCGAAUCCAGCAAUGAGAGCUGCAGCCUCCACUCCCAACCUCUCACUCUUUACCUCCUCCACCUUCCUCCUCCUCCUCCUCGUCCUCCUCCCUUUCACCCAGUCAUUCCAAGCUUUAGCCAGCUCCGUCAGACCUUAGUGAACUAUGGCUGACACUUUUGCUGGUGCUUCACAAUCAAGAUGUUAAUCACACUUUUGUUUUGUUGCCAAAUGAAAAUAAAGAGAAAUGAUGGAAAAAAAGAAAAACGGUCACUGAAGCCCCUGACUGACGCGCCACUGAGGAGAGAAGAGGAGGAAGUUAAAGGCCUUAGGGAGGAGAUGUCACGCAGAGGCUUUCCUCCUCAUAUUUGUGGGUAAAGAUGGAGCUCCCAGUGAUCAAUAAAUAAGGA